Molecule: messenger RNA, 1158 nt
Organism: Aphanomyces astaci
Lineage: Eukaryota; Oomycota; Saprolegniomycetes; Saprolegniales; Verrucalvaceae
Exons: 2
Coding region: 78-1139 (353 amino acids)
Biological process (GO): nucleotide-sugar biosynthetic process
Molecular function (GO): GDP-L-fucose synthase activity
Source: RefSeq, a predicted model, not a curated record
UCGAGAUCCUGCACUGUAGUCAGGUCCUCCCGGGUCCUCGAACUCCCAUUGUCGGACGUGUACUCACACCGCAGUCCAUGAUCAUGCGGCAACCGCUGCAGCAAUCGUUGCGCUUCCCUUUGGCAGUUAGCUCCCAUUGUCCGGAUACACAUCACUUCCUUUCCGCUUAUCCUCCGAAUCCAACCAUGGCCGACGUCGUGGUGUUGGUGACAGGCGGCACGGGUCUCGUGGGUCGUGCAGUGCAAGCCGAGGUCCAAGCAUCCUCCUUGUCCAACGAGACUUGGAUCUUUGUCGGGUCUGCCGACGCUGACCUGACCGACUUGGCAGCGACACAGCGGCUGUUCGACACCCAUCGGCCCACACACGUGUUGCAUUUGGCGGCGCGAGUGGGAGGUCUGUUCAAGCAACUGCAUGAGCCCGUCGAGUUCUUCCGCGCGAAUGCCGCCAUGAACGACAACGUCCUCGCGUGCGCCCAUGCCUUGGGCGUGACCAAGGUGAUCUCGAUGCUGUCCACGUGCAUCUUCCCAGACAAGACGUCGUACCCCAUCGACGAGUCCAUGCUCCACCUCGGCCCGCCGCAUCCAUCCAACCUUGGGUACGCCGUCGCCAAGCGCAACCUGGACAUCCUCAGUCAAUGCUAUGUCCGCGAAUACGGCGAUCACUUUGCAUGUGUGAUCCCCACCAACGUAUAUGGCCCGCACGACAACUUUCACCUCCAGGACGCACACGUCAUUCCCGCCCUAGUCCACAAAUGCUGGCUCGCCAAAAAGGCUGGUGCCACGUCAUUCGUAGUCGGCGGGUCCGGGGCGCCGUUGCGGCAAUUCAUCUAUAGCCACGACCUCGCCAAACUGCUGGUGUGGGCCGUUCAUUCGUAUGAGGACGUGUCCCAGCCACUCAUUUUAGCCGGGGACGACGACGAGCUCUCGAUACGUGACGUGGCUCUCGCGAUUGCACAUGCGAUGGAGUUCAACGGGCAAGUCACGUUUGACACGACGCAACCGGAUGGCCAGCUCAAGAAAACUGCGACAAAUGCCAAGCUGCGCCAGUUGCACCCGACGUUUGAGUUCACACGCUUUCAAGAUGGGGUGGCCGCCACCGUCCGCUGGUUUAUCCGGCACUACCACGAAUGCCGCAAGUAGUAGUAGUACUAGUAGUACU